Molecule: messenger RNA, 598 nt
Organism: Agrilus planipennis (emerald ash borer)
Lineage: Eukaryota; Metazoa; Arthropoda; Insecta; Coleoptera; Buprestidae
Product: zinc finger CCHC domain-containing protein 10-like
Exons: 3
Coding region: 101-493 (130 amino acids)
Molecular function (GO): nucleic acid binding; zinc ion binding
Source: RefSeq, a predicted model, not a curated record
UCUAUGAAUGACAUCAAUUGAAACGAUAAGGUAAACUUAACCUAACUUUUAUAUUUACAAACAUUUAAAAACAAGAAAAAAACGAAUAUUUAAUGUAAAAAUGACCCUCGGUAAUCCUAAUAAAGUGUUUUCAAAUAAAAGGAAACAGCCCACAUACCCUCCACAAGGUAUCCGUUGUCAAAAAUGCCUGGAAUAUGGACACUGGUCAUACGAAUGUAAAGGAAAGAGGAAGUAUUUGCACCGAUCUUCAAGAACCAAACAGUUACAGAAGCGGAUUAAGCUCAGAGAACAGGCUAAUACUACAACCAAGGAUGGAAAAGAAGACAAAAGCAGUUCUGAUCAAAAAAAACAAAGUUCAUCGUCAGAAAGCAGCAGUGAAGACAGUUCAUCAGAAAGUAGUUCAAAUGAUACAUCUUCCGAUUCAGACACAGAUAAUAAAGACUCAUCUUCCUCAACUUCCACGUCUUCAUCCUCAAGUUCUGACUCUGACUGAAUGUAAAAUGUGAAGCACUGUAUAUAGCUUUAUCCAUUUAAACUGACUUUUAAUUUUUAUAUAAUAAAUCUCAAACUUUUAAAAAUAUAAUACAAUUUAAUUCUA